GAUGGAUCAGUGCUUCCAUCAUGGCUCAGCUGGUCGAAUGUGUCCCCAACUUCUCCGACGGUCGCAGCAAACAGGUGAUCGAUGCCAUCUCGGCGGCCAUCUCCAACACCUCCGGCUGCAGCCUGCUGGACGUCGACCCUGGAGCCUCCACCAACCGAACCGUCUACACCUUCGUGGGCUCUCCGGAGGCGGUGGUGGAGGGAGCGCUGAACGCCGCCCGGCAGGCCUUCAGCCUCAUCGACAUGAGCACACACUCAGGUGAGCAUCCUCGGACCGGAGCGCUGGACGUUUGUCCAUUCAUUCCCGUCCAGAACGUCACCAUGGACGACUGCAUCCGCUGUGCAAACCUGUUUGGGCAGAAGCUGGCCGAGAUGCUGCAGGUUCCUGUGUAUCUCUAUGGAGAAGCAGCUCGGACUGAGUCCAGGAGGAACCUCCCGUCGGUGCGAGCCGGAGAGUACGAAGCUCUACCUGACAAGCUCAGAUGUUCUGAAUGGGCUCCUGACUUCGGUCCCGCUGUUUUCGUACCAUCGUGGGGCGCCACGGUAACCGGCGCUCGCAAGUUCCUCAUCGCCUACAACGUGAACCUGAUCAGCACCAAAGAGCAAGCUCAUCGCAUCGCUUUGGACAUCCGGGAACAGGGCCGAGGGAAGGACCAGCCCGGCCUGCUGCAGAAGGUCCAGGGGAUGGGCUGGUACCUGGACGAGGCCAACAUCGCUCAGGUGUCCACCAACAUCCUGGACUUCGAGCUGACGCCGCUGCACAGCGUCUUCGAGGAAAUCUGCAGAGACGCUGAGGACCUGAAGCUGCCGGUGGUCGGCUCUCAGAUCGUCGGUCUGAUUCCUCUGAAGGCUCUGCUGGACUCUGCAGACUUCUACAUCCACAGAGAUCGACUGUUCGUCCUGGAGGAGGAGCACAAAGUCCGACUGGUGAUCAGUAAGCUGGGCCUGGACUCCCUCGGUCCGUUCAAGCCCAACGAGAGGAUCAUCGAGUACAUGGUGAAGCCGCAGGACGACGGACGGCUGGUGUCUUUGUCUCUGCAGCAGUUUGUUCGGAGCGUCGGCGCUCGGACGGCGGCUCCCGGAGGAGGAUCGGUUUCUGCUGCCGUCGCCGCUCUGGGGGCGGCGCUGGGCUCCAUGGUCGGUCACAUGACCUACGGGAAGAGGCAGUUUGAGAACCUGGACGUCGUCAUGAGGAGGCUGAUUCCUCCGUUUCAUCAGGCCAUGAACGACCUGCUGCACAUGGUGGACGCAGACGCCUCCGCCUUCAACAGCUACAUGGUAACAACACACCUGUAG
Molecule: messenger RNA, 1295 nt
Organism: Stegastes partitus (bicolor damselfish)
Lineage: Eukaryota; Metazoa; Chordata; Actinopteri; Pomacentridae
Gene: ftcd
Product: formimidoyltransferase cyclodeaminase
Exons: 10
Coding region: 21-1295 (424 amino acids)
Molecular function (GO): folic acid binding; transferase activity
Source: RefSeq, a predicted model, not a curated record